AUGGAUUCCUCCACUAAUAUAACAUCACGGUUAUGGAACCAGCAGGUUCAUGAACCUUCAAAGGUUCGAGUACAGAAUGUCGAUUCUUUGUAUCUCAUCUCAUAUUGUGAUCGGUUGACGCCGAUCAUGAGCAACUUUAACGUAUAUCUUUACAUCGAUAUCCCAACGAUUGAUUAUUAUAAUGAUGAGCUUAAGGAUAACAGGCUCUCUCGAAUAAACAAAAAGUUUAAGUUGCAUAGGCUGAGAGAUAAAAUUUUGAAGAGUAUAAUAGGUGAAAAUGAUGAACUUUGGACACUUUCAAGACAACUCGCAGGCGAUUUUGAUUUCCAUUUGGAAAUUUCUUCUAGUGGCUCAUUGAGAUACGUAGAGACAGUCAAGUUUUUGAUAGAGACUGUUUGGACGGAACUAAAAGAAACUCUUGGCGAAAGAUGUCAUAUCAAUUAUAAAAUAAAAGUCACUCCAACCUCUUUGAAAUGGUUUACCACUUUCCUUUCGAAAGAAAUGUUGCACUCUUGUUGCGUUGACUUUGAUCAAAUAGAAAAUUAUAAUAUGAUAUCCAAAUCAACCACCCCGUUUAAGGAAUAUUACCGCCGGUUAAACGACAAAUUUUCUCAUAAAGUGUCGCCGAUGAACUGUGAUUGUGUCAUUGUUGUUACGAAUAAUACGGGAGUUAAGGCGUUGUUAACAAUUUUGUCUGACAAGCCAUUGACGACAUACUUAUCUGAACAGUCAUUAGAGGCCUUAAAUAACACCUCUUUGAAGAACAAAAAAUCUUUGACGUCAUCAGAAACCUUUUCCCCAACUGACAGUGAAGAUGAUACUCCAUUGACCAGAAACUCAUCUUCGAUAUUAAGCUUCCAGAAUAGUAUACUUACCUCUAAUAAGGACAAAUCUGUACGAAUACGAUCAUUAUCCAUCAACAGAAAAUCUAAUAGAGCAACAAAAUUCCAGAGUUCGGAAACUAAUAAUCCUUUCUCUGGAAAUCAGGCUAGUUCAGAUGACGAGGCUGACGAUAAUGACGGUAAUGAUGAUGAUGAUGAUGAUGAUGAUGAUGAUGAUGAUGAUGAUGAUGAUGAUGAUGAUGAUGAUGAUGAUGAUGAAGAUGACGACGGAUUGAGUUUUUAUGCUCCAAGUAAGCUUUCAUCUUAUGCUUCUGAUAACGAAACACAGAACAAGGAUCCAUCGCAGGGUUCAGCCACCAGAAGAUUUAGAUCCAUCAGUUUAAUAGACUCUACUUUGGAAGCCCCCUUUACGGAACCGAGAGAAGAUGAGCCCCCAAGUCUAGAAAAUAUGGAGGAUGAAAUUUGUUCGCCAACGCAAAACUCUCUACGUAGCGAUAGAUACACUAAUAUCUAUGUUCAUGAUGGCCACUUCGAUGGUGAUGGGUCCGAUAAUAUUACAGCACCACAAAGAAGAAAGAUUGGAAAUUCAUCUUCAGCAAGUAACAUCUCACAUGGGUUAAUUCCACCUGUGUUCUAUUCUAGAAUAUCAUCCCCAUCCACAAGUAACAACAGCUCAAACUCCUCGUUGAACAAUUUAAGUUUAUUGCCUGGAACCUUUUCCAAGCUACUAGCUCCGAAAAUUGAAGCCCAAGGGCAAAAUAACUCCAGUAACAAUACAAGCAGUUCCUUGUUCGGUAAAGAUCUGAUCAACAAAUCAUUCGAAGAAGUAAGAAAGAAACCGAUUCUUCUGAAUCAUGAGCUACUUUCUGAUAAGUUCGGAUUAGCAUUGAGUUUCCAUCCCAACAAAAAAAUACCAUCUUUGGAAGCAGACGAAGAAGAUUUAUUAAUGUCUGGCUGUAUUUCAUCUCACGAGGAUGAAACAAUUGCAGGAACUUCUGAUGUCGAAUCAUCGAAUACCCUUAUAUCAGGCAAACUUCACCCUCUCAAAGAGCUCAACUCAACCUCGCAGAAUAAAUUAAAUAUACAAAUUUACGAAGAUUCAACACAGAACAGGUCAGGGUCGGAAAGUGUUUCUACAAUAGAAAUGGACCACACGCAGCAAGACAGAAGUAAUGAAGAACCAGGUUCCAAAAAGCCUACUUACAACAAACCUAAGUUCACUCUAGAUUUGUACGGUGAUGACGAUAUAAACAGUUCUGGUGGUUGGAUAUUAGGGGGUAAUGCAAGAUAA
Messenger RNA from Kluyveromyces lactis, 2133 nucleotides. It is a transcript of the gene SND1, whose product is annotated as Snd1p. Lineage: Eukaryota; Fungi; Ascomycota; Saccharomycetes; Saccharomycetales; Saccharomycetaceae. Bases 1 to 2133 code for a protein of 710 amino acids. The record is from RefSeq and is a predicted model, not a curated record. The transcript has a single exon.